Molecule: messenger RNA, 1794 nt
Organism: Stegastes partitus (bicolor damselfish)
Lineage: Eukaryota; Metazoa; Chordata; Actinopteri; Pomacentridae
Gene: gins4
Product: GINS complex subunit 4 (Sld5 homolog)
Exons: 8
Coding region: 174-845 (223 amino acids)
Biological process (GO): double-strand break repair via break-induced replication; DNA-templated DNA replication
Cellular component (GO): GINS complex
Source: RefSeq, a predicted model, not a curated record
AGUGGCGCGAAUAAACAAGUAGCUCUCCAAAUACACGCUGCUGUUUUGCUAGUAUAUGUCGUUUCGGUGUAUUUUACAGGUUAUUUAGUUUGACUAGUUGUACAUUUUAGUUUUAAAACUACAUUUCGCUGAAGAGAAGCAUUCGUGUCUGUUUUAUUUGGCGAAGAUAAACUAUGUCGGACUCUUUGUCUGACGACGGCAGCAUCAACCAAGAUGACAGCCAGGAGGACGUCAUGACUCCGGCCGAGCUGAUCGCCAAACUGGAAGAAGCUUGGCUGAACGAGAAGUUCAGCCCGGAGCUGCUGGAGAACAAGUCCGAGGUGGUGGAGUGUGUGAUGGAGCAGCUGACUCACAUGGAAAACAACUUGCAGCGGGUGAAGAAAGGCGAUGCGAAGGCCAGCGUCCAUCGCAUGGAAAUAGACAGGAUCCGCUUUGUUCUCAGCAGCUACCUGCGCUCUCGUCUGCAGAAGAUUGAAAAGUUUUUCCCGCAUGUCUUGGAGAAAGAAAAGUCUCGAGGUGAGGGAGAUCCAUCUCUGCUUUCGCCUGAAGAGUUUGCCUUUGCCAAAGAGUACUACGCUAACACAGAAACCUACCUGAAGGCUGUAGCGCUGAAGCGAAUGCCCCCCAACCUGCAGACUGUGGAUUUACUCAAAGCCGUGCCUGAGCCCUGCUUAGACUCCUUUGUGUUUCUGCGGGUGAAGGAGAGACAGGAAAACAUCUUGGUCGAGCCUGAAACAGACGAUCAGAGAGAGUACGUUGUGGAUCUAGAAGAAGGCUCUCAGCACCUAAUACGGUAUCGAACUAUAGCACCACUUGUUUCAAGCGGAGCCGUGCAGUUAAUUUGAAUGUCGAGAUCUAUCUGUUGCUGUGGAUGUUUUGGCUUCAGGGGAUCCUAAAAUGAACUUAUUUCUGAGACAUGGCUGCAACAAGGAAAGGGCAGUUCAACCUGCAGAGGUUACACCAGGAAACAUGUCCUCCUGCUUCACUGGUGUCUGGAAUAAGGACUAACAUGUGGGAUGCAAAUACAGAGACAUUUGUGGCACCAUUGCCUCAAAAAAUAGAAUUCAGUGGGAAAUAUUCAAACCAAAUAGGCCACUGAUAGUUAGCAGUGAAGCCUGUGAAUAACCCUGUUCACUGAAGUUGUUUUUGCAGUGCUGUGGCGUUAUUUUUGGAUCUUUUUAAUCAUGUCACAACAUAACUUUGGUUACAUAAUUGUAAUGUAUUCUGGUGUGUUUGUGUCUGUGCGACUGUCCAACACGACUCUGCCUAAUGUGCUAGUUCAUCGUUUUUUCCUGUUACUAUAUCCAAAUGACUCAUAUUAUUGGACGUUUUCUCUGCUGCUCAGUAACAAGAUGCAUCCUAUGACCUGAAGGUGAAAUUUCAUCAGUUCACUUGGCAUCACGGUGCCUACAAUCCCGAGGUGCACUAGCAAAUGUUUCACCGAAUGUUGUUUCAUUUGAUCGCUGUAAUUUAAUGACAUUCACCCUUAAACCAGUAAGCACUAAUGUCAUUAUUAAUAGCUUAUGUGCACGUCUUCACCUCAGCCGCCAAAUCCAGGGUUGUUUUUUUUUUUAUUUGCUUUUCAACGCCCCCGUCUUCACAAGUUUCUAGUGACUGUGUUUUAACCCUACGAGGAUGUGUGGAACAUUGUCUUCUCUGAGUUGUAAUUGUUGUAAGAGCAUUGUUAUGUAAGAGUUUCAGAUGGAGUAAUCAGUGCUUAUUAUUUGCCCUCAAAAAUUCCCCAGUAAUUGGAGCUAAUAAAGGAUUGAGAAAGAGUGGGCUUGGCGAAACUAA